CAUCUCCCCCAUAGGCAGACCAUAGGGCAGACAAAGAUGGCUGGGACCUUUGAGAAAGACAAUCUUAUUUCACUUGAUUGAUUGACUAUGUCACAAGCUACAAAUCGCGUCGAUUGUCCAAUUUGUGGACGCUCGUUCUCGGCCGCUUUUGUGAACGAACAUGUGAACAAGUGUUUGAAUGCAACUCAAGCAAGUCUGUCUCCAUCGGCAGGCGGUCAAAUCGAGGUUGAUUCGGGAAACAAAUCAACAACAGGAGCUGCUAGUUUUCCAGACAAGUCUCCUGGUACCUUAAGCAAAAGAAGAGCAUCGAAUGGGAACGCUGACUUGGCUAGAAGCCCCCAAACAACAAGCGCUUUGAAUAUUUUGAAGAGGAGCUCGUCAAAUUUGGCGGGAAAAUCAAGCACAAAUCCGCCUUUGAAGAAACUGAAGUCACAAGAAACGACAAACACCUCCAAAUCACCAGAAAACAAAAAGACAGAUCACAACGCGCUCUUCACUUCGGGGGCUCAGGAAUCAGUGUUAAGUCAACAUUCAAAUUCAUAUUUUCCAGACAAGAAAAGCAAAGAUAACAGGAAAGCACAAAAAUCAAAUACCAGUCAGUUUACUCCUCUGGCUGAAAGAAUGCGACCUAAGACCUUAUCUGAGUAUGUCGGUCAGUCUCAGGUGUUAGGAAAUAACAGUCUUUUAAGAACCUUACUUGAGGCCAAUGAAAUUCCUUCUAUGAUCUUCUGGGGUCCUCCUGGUUGUGGCAAGACCACUCUGGCUCACAUUAUAGCCAACUCUGCCAAAGCCAGUAACAAAGCUCGAUUUGUACCGCUGUCAGCGACCACAAGUGGCAUAAGUGAUAUCAAGGAGGUAGUGAAAGUGGCAAGAAAUGAACUACAAAUGUUUAAACGCAAAACAAUUUUGUUUGUGGAUGAGAUACACAGAUUCAAUAAACUUCAACAGGACACCUUUCUUCCACAUGUUGAAAAUGGAACAAUUACAUUGAUAGGAGCAACUACAGAGAACCCGUCUUUCCAGCUUAACAAUGCUCUGUUGAGCCGCUGUAGAGUCAUAGUGCUUGAGAAACUUACAGUGGAUCAUGUUGAGCAAAUCCUGCGAAAUGCCAUGCACAGUAUGGGAGUGUUAGUUGGUAAAGGGGAUUCCCUAGAUAAGAGGCAGAGAAAUCUUGCACCUAAGGACAGUGAUCAUCUUGUUGUCAUUGAAGAGAAAGCUAUUACAACUUUAGCAAACCUGUGUGACGGCGAUGCCAGGAUUGCUCUGAAUGGUCUUCAGCUUGCGAUACAAUCACAAGUAGCUGCAGUGAAACAGAAAACAAAGGGACACGACAAUGAACUUAACGGCCCAUCUUCAUUGCAACAAAAUGGAGAAUGUAACCUACUAGACUUCAGCUCUGCUGAUACUCAAGGAUGUGACGAGAAACAGAUUGUUUGCGUCAAUGUGUCGCAUAUUAAAGAAGGCCUUCAAAAAACACACUUGCUUUACGAUAGAAAUGGUGAAGAACAUUACAACAUUAUUUCUGCACUACACAAGUCAAUAAGAGGGAGUGAUGAGAAUGCUGCUCUGUACUGGCUUGCCAGAAUGCUUGUAGGAGGAGAAGACCCACUCUAUGUAGCUCGUAGGCUGGUGCGAUUUGCCAGUGAGGAUAUUGGCUUGGCAGAUCCACAGGCCUUGAACCAAGCUGUCGCAGCUUACCAAGCUUGCCAUUUUAUCGGAAUGCCAGAGUGUGAUGUGAUCCUCGCCCAAGCUGUAGUCUACCUUGCCAGAGCUCCAAAGUCCAUUGAGAUAUAUAAUGCAUACAGUGAGGCUAAGAAGUAUGUGAGUGGCUGGGAGGGUCCUCAGCCAGCAGUGCCCUUACAUAUCAGGAAUGCUCCAACUAAGCUGAUGAAAAGUUUAGGAUAUGGUGCGGGGUACAAGUACAAUCCUGCAUUUGACGAACCUGUUGAUCAGACGUAUCUGCCUCCAGAAGUACAGGGCGUUGACUUUUUUUCUUGGAGCAGGAACAAGUCCAGUAAAAAAGACUUGUAGAAACUUGCUAUGCUCUUGUCAUAUCAAACAAAAACGUUGUCAUUAAUUAUUCUUAAAUUCACAGUCUUUAGAUCUUUGUAGGACAAGUAUAAACAUGCUAAAGAAAAGGUCCAUUUAUAGAGCAACAAUCAAUAAGAGAGUAAACUUGUGUUUAAUAGUCUUUUCAAUUAAUUGAUAAGAACAUAACAAUAGAGAAGUUAAAAAAAUUAAAUAGUAUUUUAUCAAGUAAUUUUAAGAUAUAAAAGUCUGAAAUGAAUUGCUUGUUAAUUUUGUAAUGAUGUUUUGUUAUCAUAGGGUGCAUUCCUUUGGGAUGAUCUGGAUCA
Messenger RNA from Orbicella faveolata, 2354 nucleotides. Its product is annotated as ATPase WRNIP1-like. Gene Ontology annotation, molecular function: single-stranded DNA helicase activity; ATP hydrolysis activity; DNA binding. Gene Ontology annotation, cellular component: nucleus. The record is from RefSeq and is a predicted model, not a curated record. Gene Ontology annotation, biological process: DNA synthesis involved in DNA repair; DNA-templated DNA replication; DNA repair. NCBI's taxonomy places the organism in Eukaryota, Metazoa, Cnidaria, Anthozoa, Scleractinia, Merulinidae.